This is a messenger RNA of Sarcophilus harrisii (Tasmanian devil), 945 nucleotides long. RefSeq names its product olfactory receptor 1Q1. Bases 1 to 945 code for a protein of 314 amino acids. Gene Ontology annotation, cellular component: membrane. Gene Ontology annotation, biological process: G protein-coupled receptor signaling pathway. The record is from RefSeq and is a predicted model, not a curated record. The transcript has a single exon. Gene Ontology annotation, molecular function: olfactory receptor activity; G protein-coupled receptor activity. Lineage: Eukaryota; Metazoa; Chordata; Mammalia; Dasyuromorphia; Dasyuridae.
AUGGAGAGGACCAAUUGGACCAGUGCCUCCCACUUCAUUCUCCUGGGGAUUUCUACUCACCCUGAAGAGCAGAUUCCUCUCUUUGUUCUCUUCCUCUCCAUGUACAUCAUUAAUGUGUAUGGAAACUUAGUCAUUAUCAUGCUAACCAUCUCCACAACUCACCUCCAUACCCCCAUGUAUUUCUUUCUCAGCAACUUGUCCUUGGCUGAUAUUGGCUUCACCUCCACUAUUAUUCCAAAUAUGCUAUUAAACAUCUUCUCAGAUAUGAAAACUAUCUCUUACACUGGCUGCCUGAUGCAGGUAUACUUCUUUAUUAGUUUUGCAGCUAUGGAAAAUUUCCUUCUGGCAGUAAUGGCAUAUGAUAGAUAUGUUGCCAUAUGUCAUCCUUUCCACUACCCUGUGAUCCUGACAAGGAGACUAUGUGCUCAGAUGGUAGCCUCUUGUUAUAUUCUCUCCCAUUUCCAUGCCUUGCUCCAUACCCUGCUCAUGACCAGAUUGUCCUUCUGUGCUAACAACCAGAUCCAUCACUUCUUCUGUGACCUCUAUCCCCUGAUGAAGAUCUCUUGUUCCAACACCUACAUCAAUACCCUGGUAAUUCAAACAGAAGGGGUAGUCAUCAUCAAUGGUGCUCUAGCCUUUAUCAUUAUUUCUUAUGCCUGCAUCAUCUCAACUAUUCUUCAGAUUCCUUCAACCACUGGUAAGUGGAAAGCCUUCUCUACUUGUGGAUCACACCUAACAGUAGUGGCUAUAUUCUAUGGGACACUUACUUGGGUCUAUUUUCGGCCCUUGGCCAGCUAUUCAGUGGCAAAGGGGCGCAUUGUGACAGUUAUGUACACUGUGGUGACUCCCAUGCUAAACCCCUUCAUUUACAGCUUGAGAAAUGGUGAUUUGAAGUCUGCCUUCAGAAAAUGGUGGAAUAGAAUAUGGUACUCAGGUCUCAAAUAA